GCAUGUGAACAGGCACGCUGCUCCUCACAAACCAACUGUUUCACUUGUGAUUCCCAUAUUUGCUCUAUCUUUUUAUUUGUCUUAACCUGACUUUUAACUCAUUCUCUGCAACUCUUUACGCUGAAGAUCCGCAGAGAGCAUGGGAGAACUACUGCUCUUCCCUCCUCUCUUAUUUUCCAUCCUCUUCUUCACCUCACCCUUUGUUUCAUCUUAUGAUGGGCCACUCUACGAUUCGUCUGCUUAUACUGAGUGCAAAUUACAACCUGAGGAGCCACUUUACAAUGGAGGGAUGCUCAAGAAUCAAGAACCAAACAUAGAACAGGUCAUUCUGGAUAAUGGUGAUCGGCUUCACUCGCUAUCGUUCCCACUGACAAACCUCAAUCAACGCACCAAAUAUUGCUUUUCCAUUUGGAUCAAGACAAACGAUGCGGAUUCAGCUCUCAUAAGGACCAGCCUCGUCACGGAAGAAACUACGAUAAAAUGCAUAGGGACUGUGAUUGCAAAGCAGGGCUGCUGGUCUUUUCUCAAGGGUGGAUUUGUAUUGUCGUCAUCGUCAAAUUCAUCUAAACUUUAUAUCCAGAGUUUAGACAGCAGAGAUGUCAAUUUAGCAAUUGCCAGUGCUUCUCUGCAGCCUUUCACUGAGGAACAAUGGAGAUUGAAUCAAGAGGCAAAAAUCAAUGAGGCAAGGAAGCGUGCUGUCACCAUUCAUGUUUCAGACAGACAGGGAUCAGAAUUGCACGGGGCAGCAGUAAGAGUAGAGCAAGUCUCUAAAGACUUCCCAUUUGGAUCUGCUAUAGCAAAGACCAUUAUUGGAAAUUUAGAAUAUCAGAAAUGGUUCGUCGAGAGAUUUAAUGCAGCGGUGUUUGAAAACGAACUCAAAUGGGAUGCAACAGAACACAUACAAGGGCAGGUGAAUUACACCAUACCAGAUCAGAUGCUGGAAUUCGUUCGAGCAAACCAGAUAAUUGCAAGAGGCCACAACAUUUUCUGGGAGAACCCCAAGUACACUCCCAAAUGGGUUCUAAACCUAACUCGUAGCGACCUGGAAUCGGCCGUCAGCUCCAGAAUACAAAGCCUGAUGAACAAAUACAAACGAGAAUUCAUUCACUGGGAUGUUAGCAAUGAGAUGCUACAUUUUGAUUUCUACGAGGAACGACUAGGGGCUGAUGCUACCCUGAAAUUCUUCAAGACUGCCAAUGAGGCCGACCCACUAGCAACGCUUUUCAUGAAUGAGUUCAAUGUCGUGGAAACGUGCGAAGAUGUUGAUUCGACUGUGGAUGCAUAUGUAUCAAGAAUGAGAGAGCUAAAGCUAGGAGGGGUUUCGAUGGAUGGAAUUGGACUCCAGGGUCAUUUUGAUGUGCCAAAUUCUCCUCUAAUGAGGGGCAUUCUUGACAAGUUGGCUACUCUCGGACUUCCUAUCUGGCUGACUGAGGUUGAUAUUAGCAACAAAUUCAACAAGGAAACACAGGCUAUUUACUUAGAACAAGUUCUGAGAGAAGGCUUCUCACAUCCUGCUGUGAAUGGGAUAAUCCUGUGGACGGCCCUCCGCCAAGGUGGCUGCUACCAAAUGUGCCUUACAGAUGGUGACUUCAAUAAUCUUCCGGCAGGCGACACAGUUGACAAGCUCUUAAAAGAGUGGCAAACGGGUACUUUGGAGGGCCGAACAGAUGAGCAUGGCUCCUACAGCUUCUUCGGGAUCUUGGGCGAGUACGUGGUUACUGCAAGGUAUGGCAACAAAACAGUCUAUUCAACAUUAUCGCUCUCACGAGGAAAAGAAACCAAACACUUUAACGUUCAAUUGUAACUGGAUUAAAAUUGUCUGGAUUUGAUCAUCAUCAACACCAUUUACUUUAAGGUCCCAUCUGAUCAAGAUUCUGGACAGCAUUAUAAACGAACUAAUUAAUUAGCCCACGAUGUUGAUUAAAGAGCAUGAUUAGGAAGAUUAGUGGAUAACACCACAGGGCACUAUGAGGUUGAAACCCAACCAUCUUGUCUGAAUCCUGGUAAAUACUUUGCAUUAAUACAAGAUCACUUUUACCAGUUCCCAUUUCAGCUUUGCCAGAAAUGGCUAAGCAGAUAUGAAACUAGUCCUGCUUUUCACAUUCCAUUCCAGCUUCAAAAUCAAUC
This is a messenger RNA of Sesamum indicum (sesame), 2127 nucleotides long. RefSeq names its product endo-1,4-beta-xylanase 5-like. The record is from RefSeq and is a predicted model, not a curated record. Gene Ontology annotation, biological process: carbohydrate metabolic process. NCBI's taxonomy places the organism in Eukaryota, Viridiplantae, Streptophyta, Magnoliopsida, Lamiales, Pedaliaceae. Gene Ontology annotation, molecular function: hydrolase activity, hydrolyzing O-glycosyl compounds.